GCUUAUAACGUCACUACAGUCUGCCACCUAACGGAAGCUGCGUUAUGUAAUUGCUUACCUGUGGUAUGACUUGUAUCACAGCUUUUGUAUGUAAACAGUUAACGCUAUGUUAGUAUCUACCAAACUACCACCAAUUUAGAAUGGUUGGAUUAAUCUUAUGUUCUGUAAUACUUUUAUCAUGUGUUUUAUUCACACAAAAGUAUUUAAGAGGACAAUGUCAGCUGCCAUUUUUCGGUUUGUCUGCAAGUGACAACGCAUUGCUGGUAAUUAGUCAUCCAGAUGACGAAUGUCUCUUCUUUGCACCAACCAUACUUGCAUUGCUUGAAAAGAAAGUUACGGUUCACGUUGUAUGCUUGUCCAGUGGUAACUACUAUGGCCAGGGAGAAAAAAGGAUUUUGGAAUUCCAUUCAAGCUGCUUAAAACUGGGUCUACAACACAGUAAUGUUCAUUGUUUAACAAAGUUUCACGAUGGCCCAAACCGUACCUGGAGCUCAGAAGAAAUUAGUGAGGUUCUACUGGAGUAUUUAAGUAAAUCAAAAUCAAAAGUUUUGCUCACUUUCGAUGAAAGUGGAAUAUCUGGUCACCCCAAUCAUAUUGCUGUUAACUCGGCCGUAAAGUUUAUGAUGAAGCGUACACUGUCAGCUUCUUUUACACCAUUUGUGCUUGAAACUGUACCUAUUGUUAGAAAAUACCUUCAAAUCUUUGAUAUUAUUCCCACGAUUAUAUUUCUGAACCAAUCUCAAGUUGUUGUACUCUCAUCGUUUGCUGAUUAUUUUAAAGCAGUAUCUGCCAUGCAAUGUCAUAGAACUCAGUUAGUUUGGUUUCGUUGGUUAAUUGUGGCCUUUUCUAGAAAUAUGCUCAUAAAUACAUGGUCAACUGUGGAACUAAAUGAAAAGUAAUAAAAA
This is a messenger RNA of Ciona intestinalis (vase tunicate), 905 nucleotides long. Its product is annotated as N-acetylglucosaminyl-phosphatidylinositol de-N-acetylase-like. Gene Ontology annotation, cellular component: endoplasmic reticulum. The record is from RefSeq and is a predicted model, not a curated record. Gene Ontology annotation, molecular function: N-acetylglucosaminylphosphatidylinositol deacetylase activity. NCBI's taxonomy places the organism in Eukaryota, Metazoa, Chordata, Ascidiacea, Phlebobranchia, Cionidae.